AUGGAAAGGUCUCAAACCUGCUUCGACACUCGGUACACACAUACAACACCCACGGCAAAUCCCCAUUUCUAUUCGUCGAAAUUGAUUAAUCCUGGCAGCCACAAGCAGCUUACUCAGGAUCCCAAACAGAAUAUGACAGACCCGGAGAGCUCUUACCGGCCGCGUUCCCCAGACUUUUCCUCCUUCCCAUCCUUCCCGAACACCUUCAACAACGCGUAUCAGCCACAACUACCCUAUCUCACUAGCCCUCACGGGCAACGCGCUUCUUACGACGCCUCGCCAUUUUUUGCCUCUGGUUAUCAACCUCCGGUUGUGAAUAGCCGAAUACCACAGCAACAAUUCCAGCAACCGUUCUAUAAUCCCGCCUACGAUAACAACGGUUACGACAAUAACGCGUACGACGACAUGGCAAGACGAAGUGCUCGCUUGUCAGCACAACAGGCUCAAACUCAUGCCCAUGUACAACCACAAGCACAACAUCAGCAUCCAAUCCACCACCAACCACCACCACCACCACCUCACGAACCAAUCCAAGUCCACCAUCAAGCACCUCUCCCUCAUGCUCAUCCCUCCGAGCAGAAUUUCAUAUUCGACCAACAAGUCGCCGCAGUUGCCCCCAAACAAGAACCAUACGAACGCCGAUCAAAACCAUGGGAUGGCAUUGACGUGAAAACGAAAUUCCCCGUAGCUCGGAUAAAGCGUAUCAUGCAGGCGGACGAAGAGGUGGGAAAGGUGGCUCAAGUGACACCAAUCGCAGUUUCCAAAGCACUUGAACUCUUCAUGAUUUCCCUCGUCACGAAAGCCGCACAAGAAGCCCGAGACCGGAAUUCAAAACGAGUUACGGCCGCACACCUGAAACAAGCCGUCGCCAAAGACGAAGUUCUCGACUUUCUAGCAGAUAUAUGCUCCAAGAUCCCCGAUCAACCAGCUCGCAAGAAUGAUGAAGACGGCAGUGAUCAUAACGAAGGAGGGAAACGAAAAUCAGGCGGCGGCAGAAGGAAAAAGGAUGUUGAAAGUGAUGAUUUUUAA
Messenger RNA from Talaromyces marneffei, 1029 nucleotides. RefSeq lists its product as uncharacterized. Gene Ontology annotation, biological process: positive regulation of transcription by RNA polymerase II; negative regulation of transcription by RNA polymerase II; transcription by RNA polymerase II. Bases 1 to 1029 code for a protein of 342 amino acids. Gene Ontology annotation, molecular function: RNA polymerase II general transcription initiation factor activity; core promoter sequence-specific DNA binding; transcription corepressor activity. Lineage: Eukaryota; Fungi; Ascomycota; Eurotiomycetes; Eurotiales; Trichocomaceae. The transcript has 5 exons. Gene Ontology annotation, cellular component: nucleus; negative cofactor 2 complex. The record is from RefSeq and is a predicted model, not a curated record.